AUGGUAGAAAGUAAAAAAAAGGAUACCACAGAACAUGCUGCUAAUGUAAAGACUAAAAAGAUUAGUGCAGAGUGUUACCUUUUCAAACUUUUGGCCCCUUCAGUUCGACAGCAUGCUCCGGUUGUUCUAAACUCUGUUCCACAAACAUGGCUUCCUCCUGCUCUUGGUUCUUUAAAAAUUAAUACAGAUGCAACUUGGAACUCUGAGUCUUUGUGUUGUGGUCUUGCUGCGCUUCUCAGAGACUCUUUAGGUACUUUUCUCAAUGGUGUGGUCUCAGUGGGGAAGGCUACCUCGGCGGAGGCGGCGGAGGCUCAAGCGGUUCUUCUUGGCCUCAAUUUGGCAAAAACUGAGUCCAUUCUUUCUUUCUCUCUUGAAGCUGAUUGUCUCCCCUUAAUCUCAGCUUUGAAAUCCUCUUUGGGAUCGGUCUCUUGGUCUACACUCUCUUGGUUUCAACAGAUCAAGUCUUUGGCUGAUUCUUUCUCUUCUGUAAACUGGUCUUGGAUCAGUAGGGAAGCAAAUGUGGCAGCAGAUGUUGCUGCUCACCUUGCUCCACGGUUGGAGCCUGUGUUGGAUUGGUUUCUGAACCCACCUCCUUCCUUGCACCAUGUACUUCAAUCAGAUGCGGUGGCAGCUCCACCUUGA
Molecule: messenger RNA, 642 nt
Organism: Rosa chinensis
Lineage: Eukaryota; Viridiplantae; Streptophyta; Magnoliopsida; Rosales; Rosaceae
Exons: 1
Coding region: 1-642 (213 amino acids)
Molecular function (GO): RNA-DNA hybrid ribonuclease activity; nucleic acid binding
Source: RefSeq, a predicted model, not a curated record